UCAGUCACCCUCAUCUCGCAGCCCCUACACCGCGUCGCGCCGGCUGAGUCGUGUCCUUCUCUGGUUUUAAGGUGCCUCCCCCCUGCUCUCUAUCAUUCCUCUUCAGAGCCCCGUUGUCGCUUCUCUCCGGAUCACAGCUUCUCUGCCCCCUGUUGCGUGGUGGGUUGGGCUGUUACGUGACCACUCUUUUAAGAGUCUGCAUCUGUGCGUGCUUGCGUAUGUAUCUAUAAGUUGUAGCGGAGCCUUCAAGUAGACUAGCAAUUCUCUCUUCUUGGUCGGAUCGGGCCUUGCGUGUGUGUUUUUUUUGGUGUUUCGUUGCAGGUUGCCAAAAAAGUUGGGUUAAAGCCCACAGAGUUUUUCUUCUGUCUAAUCCUGUGGAGCCUUCGUGCUCCUCGUUAGGAAAGAUACAUAUCUGAAAAACUCGUGAAGAUGGCCACCGAGCGUGUCACACAGGAGACAACCUCCCAGACCCCCGAGGGGCCUGUGAUGUGUAAGAACGUGUGCGGUUUCUUUGGCAGCCAAGCCACUAUGGGUCUCUGCUCGAAGUGUUACAGGGAGACCGUCAUGCAAGCGAAGAUGACCGCCGUGGCCGAGCAGGCCACUCAAGCCGCUCAGGUGCUGCCAUCCGCUGCAUCCAGUGCUCAGCCUCCAGUUCUUAUGGAAGAGGACAAGAGCUCAUUUGAGGCCGACAGCAUGUUGAUACAACCGCCUCAAUCUUCCAGCCACCAUCCAGUUGAGGUUGCUCCGGUUACAGUAGCCCCCCAGGUUGUAGUUGCCCCCGUUGCCACACCCUCCAGACCGGCACCAAACCGGUGCGGAUCUUGCAGGAAGCGCGUGGGAUUGACAGGAUUUCAGUGUCGUUGUGGGCACCUUUUUUGUGCUUUACAUCGGUAUUCUGACAAACAUAGUUGCACUUAUGAUUACAAGGCUGCUGGACAGGAGGCUAUUGCAAAGGCUAAUCCUUUAGUUGUGGCCGAGAAGGUUGUUAAGUUCUGAAGAGGGACUGCUCGACCUUUUUGAUGUCGACGUAGGCUUCAGGCAUGGAAUAGUUCUUAACUUUCUUUAUUGAGAGGUGAGGUUUACAAGGAGAUGGAGGGGAAAUCUGCGCGCUGGCAAGGAGAGUUUAUUUCGCUUCGUACUUUGGCGCCAUCUCGUUUCAUGUGUACAGAUGUAGGGUAGGAUAGGGCCAUAUGAAAACCAAUUGAUAAUCCUCUUUCUAUAUAGGAUGUUCACCACAAAGCUAG
Molecule: messenger RNA, 1244 nt
Organism: Physcomitrium patens
Lineage: Eukaryota; Viridiplantae; Streptophyta; Bryopsida; Funariales; Funariaceae
Product: zinc finger A20 and AN1 domain-containing stress-associated protein 8
Molecular function (GO): zinc ion binding; DNA binding
Source: RefSeq, a predicted model, not a curated record